This is a messenger RNA of Epithele typhae, 576 nucleotides long. RefSeq lists its product as uncharacterized. The coding region runs from base 1 to 576 and encodes 191 amino acids. NCBI's taxonomy places the organism in Eukaryota, Fungi, Basidiomycota, Agaricomycetes, Polyporales, Epitheliaceae. The record is from RefSeq and is a predicted model, not a curated record. The transcript is spliced from 2 exons.
AUGACCAUGCAGUACCCGACCAACCACCCCACCCCCACGGACCCCGCUCACUCCCCGACGCGCUCCAUCCUCGUCUCUCGUGGCUCGCCCGUCCCCCGCGUCCACGCCCCUCCCCCCGUUCCCGCCUCCAACGAGGCCAACGACGGCUACUACGGGAUGCCCGCCCCAGCACUCCCCCGCGCCGGCGCGCGCCCUCCGCGCCCUCGCCCCUCGGGCCCGCCGCAGCCCCCCGCGCUCGAUCCGCUUCGCGCCGCUCCCCGCGGGCCGCCGCGAGGAGCGUGCCCGCGCGACGUCCGACGACGGGUUCUCGACGAUGCGGGCGCACCCCGCCCUGCUCCUGUCUCUCAGCAGGCUCAUCAGUACCCGCCUCAGCCUCAGUACCAAUACCGCCGCCCGGCGCCGGUCCCGCUGCAGCCCCAGCAUCAGGUGCCGGGGCCGCGACGCACGGCGGCGUACCAGAGCCUGCGGAGCCUGUAUGUGGCGGACCUGCAUCGGGAGAAGAUGAUCGCGGAGCAGGACGUGCCGGGAGAGGAGCAGGAUAUCACGGAGUUGAUUGCGAGCCAGCGCGGGUGGUGA